Messenger RNA from Helianthus annuus (common sunflower), 819 nucleotides. RefSeq names its product CLAVATA3/ESR (CLE)-related protein 5-like. Bases 1 to 252 code for a protein of 83 amino acids. The record is from RefSeq and is a predicted model, not a curated record. The transcript has a single exon. Lineage: Eukaryota; Viridiplantae; Streptophyta; Magnoliopsida; Asterales; Asteraceae.
AUGGCAAAAUCAACUUCACUCGUUUUCUCAAUAUUGAUCAUUUUACUUCUUUUUGCACAUUUGAGCAAAUUAGAAGCAGCACCUUUUCGCGGUGUCAAUAGUUUAGACAGCAGCGAGAUCUUCAGUAAACUGGGAUAUGAUAUACAUAAGUUGAAGCAUGACGACAACCGGAGAUGGCUGACAGGGACAGACCAAGUAGUCCCAGGAGGUCCAGAUCCACAACACCACAAGAAAAGUCCAAAUAUGUCCUAAACCUCUAACUUUUGGAUUUCUUGGUGUUUUAAAGAACGGCCAACUGUUUUUAGGUUUCUUUCUUUUGAAACUAGUUGUAUAAAUAGUCAGGGUAGCAAACUCACGCAAAAGCUAGCAAAUAAUUUUUUACUUUGCUUGUCCGAUGAGCAAACUAAACUGUUAGCUUUUGAAUGAGUUCGCUAGCCUCUGCCUUUAUAUACAAACACUUAAGUCACUCUCUAAACCACCUAGAAAUCCAAAAAAGAUCUCUAAACCUCUUAUUUGGUACAGACCAAAUAUCACCUUUCCAGUGUUUUUCGCUUACGUAUUAUCUACCUGUUACGUAUUUGAUUAUGUAUCUUUCCUUUUCUCCACACAUCUUCUUAUUUUCUGCGCUUCAGGUUCAGUAUGUAGUGUGUUUUUUAAUGCAGCAGGAACUAUAUUUUCAGGCAUAUAUUUUGUAGCUAGAGAAAUGAAGACAUGUAAUCCAGUUGGCAACAAUGCCAACUUACAUUCUCUUUCUAUCUAGCUGAAAAGACUUGUGACUGAUUAGAGUUGAUUGUCAAUGUAAUAGAUAGCCUGUUGUAA